UGGGCUUGUGCAGUGAUCGCGCUCGGAGCCUUUGCCGGCGUUCGAGACUUCUUCCCGACCUCUCUCUCUCUGGUCCUCCUUGUGUCCCGCCACUUAUCGUCCGUGUGUGUGUGUGUGUGUGUGUCCCGCUCACCCCUCUCACCCCCCCUCUCUCACCACCUCUCACAACAACAAGAGAAGAACCUUUUGACACCUGGUCUAGAAAUGAAAGCAAAUUGGGGAACAUAUAAGAGGGAUGUGUGACCGCCGCUUCGAGUCUGGUACCGGGAGCUUAGCGGGACACCGCGGAGAAAGAGACGUUGGAAGAGCACCACACUAGUGGCAGGCAGCGGCAGGAGGCACUGACACCACCAGCUGCCACCCACUGGAGGCACUGACACCACCAGCUGCCACCCACUGGAGGCACUGACACCACCUGCUGCCACCCACUGGAGGCACUGACACCGCCAGCUGCCACCCACUGGAGGCACUGACACCACCACCUGCCACCCACUGGAGGCACUGACAACCACCACCUGCCACCCACUGGAGGCACUGACACCACCUGCUGCCACCCACUGGAGGCACUGACACCGCCAGCUGCCACCCACUGGAGGCACUGACACCACCACCUGCCACCCACUGGAGGCACUGACACCACCACCUGCCACCCACUGGAGGCACUGACACUACCAGCUGCCACCCACUGGAGGCACUGACACCACCACCUGCCAGCCACUGGAGGCACUGACACCACCACCUGCCACCCACUGGAGGCACUGCCAUCAACUGCCACCCAGCAUCGCCUCUGCCACCCUGCUGCCACCUCCAGCCACAGCGUCAGCUGGAAACAGCGCACUCACACACAGGAUGAGGUGAGGGCGCCGCCGCCCCAGAAAGAUGGCGCGGGAAGAGCGCAGAAGGCCAGCCACCACCACCACCACGUGCAGGCGUAGUACCACCAAUAGUACCACUGGCAGUACCAACAGCUACUCCUGUAAAGGCAGGAUACCAGUGAGACGGUACCGGCAUUCCCGGUGAACAUCUGGCUCUAGCAUCGUCACCUGCUUACACAGGAUAGUACCGAGAGUUCGACGUUAGUGAAGGGAAGGUUAAAGUGUUGGAGGGCUGGUGACAGGUGAGUGAUGGCGGGGGUUCGUCUGUCUGCUUGUCACUGUCUACACCAACAUCUCUGUCUCCACCACUGUCUGUCUCUCCUCCGCAAGGCUACCGCGCCACCCCACUCCAUAGCAAAGUAGUUGCUCACAUUCAGGUUCGACCGACCGCCAGUGAUAUUCUUGGCCAACUCAGGGAGUAUAUCUUUCGGGAAGUUUGUCGCUCUUUAUAUUUUGCUGUGAUGGUGAAAUGAGGUGUGGUGUGUGCUGGGAGUGGCGGAGCUCCCCUGGUGUCAUACCUGCUCUGCCCCGCACGCUCCUCUACACUCAAUAAAAGCUCAGAAAUGUCAAUGACGAGACGUCUCUCCACGACAUCGACGAGGCAGUGGCAACGAGAGACAUUGCGCGACGUGGAGGAGUCGGCGUCCAGCGCUCGUGUGAUCUCGAGGUCCGUCACUCACCGCUCCAGAUAACAGUGAACGAUCAUGUUCUUACCUCGUCAAGUGUGUGUGAGAACUCCGAGGUCAGUGCUUGUGGUGUGCAGGAAGUGAAGUGGCGCCACACCAUGUGACUGGAUGACCCCAGAGGCGCCGCUCCACUAACUCUCUCCGUCACCUCUUAAUUCUUCUCCAAGACCCCACACACUCGCUCGCUGCACUCUCACUCUCUUGGCUACCUUCACUCGCCAGUCCUGGAUUACGAGAGUGAUAUGUAAGCGCCGCGUGGAGUGUCAUGCUCGAGCUACAACUCGCCUUUGCAGCUUUCCCUCGCCACUCACCUCCUCACCACCUGCACGCCACCUGCCUCGCCACUGCCGCCAGUGGCCGCUGAGUGACAGCCCGGCGAUAUGGUAGGCGCUGCAGGGCUUGACACCGGGCUUCUGGGGGGCGUUGUCAUCGGGGAAGAUACGGUGGAAGGAGAAGUGGAAUUGGGUUCCAUCCCCCUGCUGGAGACGCCGUCGGGAGAGCAACCCCAGCAGUCGCCGCGUCUCCUAGGCUACGGCGGAGGCUACGCCGGCUACGGCAGCGGCAGUAGCGGCUACGGCACGGGCUACCCGCCCUACGGAGGCGGGGAGUUGGUGAUGAUGGCUGGUGGUACCCACGUGGGGGUGGAGAGCUUGGCGCAGGCCUCCGUCAUACUCGUCAUUGGGGUCGCUAUCAUCAUCUCCAACAUCAUCAUCCUUGCCACCUUCAUCACCAUGCCAGGUCCCAAGGACGUGAUCAUGUACUACCUGAUGUCACUGGGAGUGUCUGACCUGGUGGCCGGGGUGGUGGUGGUGCCCUUGAGUGUGUACCCGGCCUUGGUGCAGCGUUGGGUGUACGGCGACGCCCUCUGCGGUCUCGCCGGCUACCUCGAGACCACCCUCUGGUUCGCGCAGCUCUGUACCUUCAUGUGGAUCAGCGUUGAUCGCUAUCUGGCUAUACGCAAGCCACUCAGGUACGAGACUGUACAGACUAAAACGCGGUGUCAGUGUUGGGUUGUGUUCACCUGGAUAACCUCUAUGAUGCUCUGCUGCCCCCCGCUGCUUGGCUUUAACAGCUCGUCCCACUGGGACGACGAAGCCUUUGUCUGCUGGCUAGACUGGGGCAGCAUGAUAGCCUACGCCUUCACCCUCAUUCCCAUGGUGCUGGGACCUACGCUCAUUACGCUCUUCUACACCUACGGCUACAUCUUCAACACCAUGCGCAGGCUCAAAACUUGCGUGGUCGGGCAGGAUAAGGAGUUCAUCACGGCGCUCACCUCCAACCUGGCUAACCCGGACCACGCCAUGUCUUUCGUGCUGGUGCUUGCUUUCUGGCUGUCGUGGGGCCCGUGCGUUGGCGUGAGGACCUAUGAGUACAUCUCUGGCCAUCACAUCGAUGUGAGAUUCCUCCAUUUUGCAGUGUUUUGGCUAGGAGCUCUUAACUCCUGCUGGAAAUCCAUUAUUUACAUUGCCAUGAGCCCAAAGUUCCGACGUGGCCUGAAGCUCUUCUGCCUCUCGCUGUGCUGCCAGCGGAAGGCCCGGAACGCAGAACUCAUCAUGGAUUACUAGAUCAACCCAGGACUUCCGUGUAUAACUUCUUCCAUGUGUUCCCGUAACUUUAGCAAGUAAUGAUGCUUUUUUAGCGUGUCGUGUUAGUGAUGAGCUUUAGAAGACAGAUCGCGGGUGAAUGCAUUUAAUGCUCAAGCCAUCAACUCGAGCACUGGUGAACUGCUGCUUGAGUAAUGAUCAGUGCUGGCUUUAUCCAAACAAAAAAAUAAGUAUGAUUUUUGUACUUGACAAUCUUAGGGUGAAUGUUAGUGUGUCUAGACUUCGCUGAACCUCACCCGAGGACCGGCGGGAUUACACAUUGUUGUCUAUCGUACUGUUCGUUCUUGUUGGGGUGUUUGCGUGUGAUAGACAGGCUUAGGGUUUCAUAAACAUAUCAGUGUCUCAGAUCUAGCAGCGUCCAGGGAACCACUAUGGGCGAAUAUCUAUAUAUUUUUUAGAUUUGUGUGACUGCCUUUUUUUAAAUGAUGCAUUUGUUCUUGAUUAAUGACCUACUCGUGUACAUUCUCUGGCAACUUGUGAAUGUUUCAUAGUUUAGAUGUGAUGGGAAGUCUCCAGCACCGGAGUGGAUAGGCACAAGUGGUGUGGACUAAUGGGCGUCCUUGUAAUGAUUUCCUCUCGACCAUAACAUUGGUUAUGCCAUCUGUUACUGCGGAGGGCAUAGUAGGGGUGAAUUUGUUUCUGUUAAUUUGACAUAUAUAUUAGUGUAGCCCUCAGGUCAAAUUCCACUGAUAAACCCUGAAAAGUGGUUAGUUGUUAUUUAAAUUGGUUGUACCUUGUUAGGAAUUAGAUGGCAUGAAUAUCAUUGCAAUUUUUCCAUACCUUUUAUAAAAUAUAUGCACACACACACACACACACACACACAUACACACACACACACACACACAAACACACACAGACACACACACACACACACACACACA
Procambarus clarkii (red swamp crayfish) is the source of this 4046-nucleotide messenger RNA. RefSeq names its product probable G-protein coupled receptor 21. Gene Ontology annotation, molecular function: peptide binding; G protein-coupled receptor activity. Lineage: Eukaryota; Metazoa; Arthropoda; Malacostraca; Decapoda; Cambaridae. The record is from RefSeq and is a predicted model, not a curated record. Gene Ontology annotation, cellular component: plasma membrane. Gene Ontology annotation, biological process: G protein-coupled receptor signaling pathway; cellular response to hormone stimulus.